Molecule: messenger RNA, 1542 nt
Organism: Phacochoerus africanus (Common warthog)
Lineage: Eukaryota; Metazoa; Chordata; Mammalia; Artiodactyla; Suidae
Gene: GJA8
Product: gap junction protein alpha 8
Exons: 1
Coding region: 24-1355 (443 amino acids)
Biological process (GO): cell communication
Cellular component (GO): connexin complex
Source: RefSeq, a predicted model, not a curated record
UCCUUCCCCCAGCUGGGUGAGAGAUGGGCGACUGGAGUUUCCUGGGGAACAUCUUGGAGGAAGUGAACGAGCACUCCACGGUCAUCGGCCGAGUGUGGCUCACAGUGCUCUUCAUCUUCCGCAUCCUCAUUCUUGGCACGGCCGCGGAGUUCGUGUGGGGGGACGAGCAGUCCGACUUCGUGUGCAACACCCAGCAGCCCGGUUGCGAGAACGUCUGCUACGACGAGGCCUUCCCCAUCUCCCACAUCCGCCUCUGGGUCCUGCAGAUCAUCUUCGUCUCCACUCCGUCGCUGGUGUACGUGGGGCACGCGGUGCACCACGUCCGCAUGGAGGAGAAGCGCAAGGAGCGCGAGGCAGAGGAGCUGGGCCAACAGGGCGACGGCGGCGAGAGGGCGCCCCUCGCGGCCGACCAGGGCAGCAACAAGAAGAGCGGCGGCAGCGGCAAAGGCGCCAAGAAGUUCCGGCUGGAGGGGACCCUGCUGAGGACCUACAUCUGCCACAUCAUCUUCAAGACCCUCUUUGAGGUGGGCUUCGUCGUGGGCCACUACUUCCUGUACGGUUUCCGGAUCCUGCCUCUCUAUCGCUGCAGCCGCUGGCCCUGCCCCAACGUGGUGGACUGCUUCGUGUCACGGCCCACGGAGAAAACCAUCUUCAUCCUGUUCAUGCUGUCUGUGGCCUCGGUGUCCCUCUUCCUCAACAUUCUGGAGAUGAGUCACCUGGGCCUGAAGAGAAUCCGGUCGGCCUUGAAGAAGCCCGCGGAGCAGCCACUGGGGGAGGUUCCCGAGAAAUCCCUCCACUCCAUCGCGGUCUCCUCCAUCCAGAAGGCCAAGGGCUACCAGCUCCUGGAAGAAGAGAAAAUCGUGUCCCACUAUUUCCCUUUGACUGAGGUCGGGAUAGUGGAGACCAGCCCACUUUCUGCCAAGCCCUUCAGUCAGUUCGAGGAGAAGAUGGGCACAGGGCCCCUCGGGGACCUGUCCAGGGCCUACCAAGAGACCCUGCCUUCCUACGCUCAGGUGGGAGCUCAGGAGGGAGCUCAGGAGGGGGAGGGGGAGGAGCAGCCGGUGGAGGAGGGGGCAGAGCCAGAGGUGGGAGAGAAAAGGCAGGAGGAGGAAAGAGUGAGCACGGAAGGGCAGGAGGUGGUGGCUGUGCUGGAGGCAGAGAAAGCGGAGACCCCCGAGGUGGGGGAGGAGGAGGCUGAGCCAGAAGAGCUGCAGCCCGAGGAGAUACCAAAGCAAGAGGUGCCGGCUGAGAAGGCGCCUUCACUGUGUCCUGAGCUGCCGGGGGAUGACUCCAGACCCCUGAGCAGGCUGAGCAAAGCCAGCAGCCGGGCCAGGUCAGAUGAUCUAACCGUAUGAAGCGGUGCCCGAGAAAGAAAGAGAAGAAAACACCCGAGCUAACAAAGGGCAAGAUGAAACCUAAAGAUGCCAACAUGAUUCGAAUCAUCUAUCCCCACCCCCCUCACUCCCACUCCGGUUGGACGGGCACUGCAGUAGAAAGCACAUGCUGUACAGCCAGGAAACUGCCUUUCUCCUGCAUAAAGGC